GUCAAUAAUCCGAGGAUUAGUACUUUAUAGACUUGAUUCUUCUUGGUAUUUUCCUCUUGAACAUGUAUAUAUACCUCAGGCUCUCUGCUUCUGGACAAAUCCGCCCCAUACCCAAUUAUGCAUCUCUCCUCGUUUCCCUUCGUAGUCGCUGUGACAUUUUUCCUGGCGCGAGCAUCGGUUUACGCUCGCCCAGAGUCUUAUGCUGUCUGGGCUGCUGAUUCUGCCCUAGCGCGAGGACAAGGAAAUGGACUUGACUCGGAUGGAGAAACUAAAGUUUCAUAUGAACAUGGAGAGCUACAGUGGGGACUACGUCUGCUUUAUGAAACGACCGGGAACGAGUCGUAUUUCGAUUAUAUCGUCGAAGGGGCUAGCCAAAUCGUCGACAGUGAAGGUAAUAUUGACGGCGACUAUUCCCUCACUGAUUACUCUCAGGAUCCUGUAAGAACGGGACCGACAUUUGCAUAUCUAUACGAACAAACAGGCCAGUCAAAAUGGAAGACUGCCAUGGAUACCUUUCACCAGCAGCUCAUGGGGCAACCUCGAACCGCUGAAGGCCAAUUUUGGCACAAACUAAGGUAUUACAAUCAAGGUUGGCUUGAUGGGAUUUAUAUGGGAGAAAUAUUCUACACUGUAUAUACGAACACAUUCCAACCGACCAACACCACAGCCUAUGAUGAUAUCGUCAAACAGUUCGACUUGAUGUUCCAAAACACCUUGCAAGAGGAAGGAGCUGCGAACUACACCGGCCUUUUAUACCAUGGAUAUGACUACUCUCACACGGCCUCGUGGGCCUCCGAGGAUCGAGGACAUUCACCCGAAAUUUGGGAUCGGGCAAUGGGGUGGUAUAUGAUGGCACUCGUCGACAUCCUCGAGAUUUAUCCCAACGAUAACUCCACGUUUCUGGACCACUUGAAUACACUCGUUCCCCGAGUACGUGAUGCUGCUGAUUCGGAGUCCGGUGUGUGGUGGUUGGUCAUGACCCAGCCCGGCAGGACCGGUAAUUACUUUGAGAGCAGUGGGUCGGCUAUGUUUGUCUAUGCAAUGCUGAAAGCGGUGAGGCUUGGGUAUGUGUUGGAUAAUGAUGGAAGUAUUGUGAGGGCGGCUACGAAGGCAUACCAGUACAUGAUUGAUAACUGGGUUGUUGACAAUGGGGACGGGACAAUGGAUUGGCUGAAUACGGUCGAGGUUGGAAGUUUGAGCGGAAAUGGAACGUUUGAAUAUUAUAUUAGCGUCGAUGUGGAUACCAAUGAUCUCAAAGGUCUAGCUGCAUUCCUAUUAGCUAGUCUCGAGUACGAAAAACUGUAAUUCAGUCUACUUACUGCGUGGAAAGAAAAAGGUACUCGCAUUCUUACACUCAAAAGGUUCGACUUUGUAACAGCCCAAACCUGUCCUAGCGACAGGGAACGUAAUCCAGACUCUAGUUACAUGAAAUGUACAUCAUUCCCAAUAUCCACCUCCACACCCCUCGAAACAAGCUCAGGGCCAAAAAAAUAGGAGUAUAAAUAGAGUAAAGAAAUUAACGAUAAGAAAAGUACGAGUGAUGAUGCAAGGAGUGUGAGGCCAGUGGAAUAUAGGUACUUGGGUAGGGUAUCCUGGUAUUUGAA
Messenger RNA from Desarmillaria tabescens, 1604 nucleotides. Its product is annotated as glycoside hydrolase family 105 protein. NCBI's taxonomy places the organism in Eukaryota, Fungi, Basidiomycota, Agaricomycetes, Agaricales, Physalacriaceae. Gene Ontology annotation, biological process: carbohydrate metabolic process. The record is from RefSeq and is a predicted model, not a curated record. Bases 118 to 1305 code for a protein of 395 amino acids. The transcript has 8 exons.